This is a messenger RNA of Thamnophis elegans (Western terrestrial garter snake), 1895 nucleotides long. It is a transcript of the gene ZBTB44, whose product is annotated as zinc finger and BTB domain containing 44. NCBI's taxonomy places the organism in Eukaryota, Metazoa, Chordata, Lepidosauria, Squamata, Natricidae. Gene Ontology annotation, molecular function: protein binding. The record is from RefSeq and is a predicted model, not a curated record.
AUGGGCGUCAAAACAUUUACCCACAUCCCAGCUCACAGCCAGGAGAUGCUUGAGCUGAACAUGUUACGUAAUGAUGGACAUUUCUGUGACAUCACCAUUCGUGUCCAAGAUAUCUUCAGAGCACACAAGGUAGUCCUGGCAGCGUGCAGUGACUUCUUCCGUUCCAAAUGUGGCCAAGCAGAAGAUGAUAGCCAGAGUGUACUUGUGCAUCACGUGACUGUGACUGGCUUUUUGCCUCUUCUGGAAUACGCCUACACCGCAACAUUGUCUAUUAACACUGAAAAUAUUAUUGACGUCUUGGCUGCUGCUAGCUAUACAAUGUUCAGUGUGGCUAGCACCUGCUCUGAGUUUAUGAAGUCAAGUAUUUUAUGGAACACCCCCAAUAGUCCAGAAAAGGUGCUCGAUACAGGCCAGGAAAACAGCGCAAACUGCAAUUUUACAUCACGGGAUGGCAGUCUUUCUCCAGUUUCCUCAGAAUGCAGCGUGGUAGAAAGAACCAUUCCGGUCUGCAGAGAAUCACGGCGGAAGCGUAAAAGCUAUAUCGUAAUGUCCCCAGAAAGUCCACUUAAAUGUAACACCCAGACAAACUCCCCACACGUUUUGACUACUUCAGCUUCUAUAGUAGAGAGUAGAAGUCAUCCUGUAGACUCUUCCUUAGCUUUCCCUUGGACUUUCCCUUUUGGAAUUGACCGAAGACUCCAGACAGAAAAAGUGAAACUAGAAAACUCUCGGACUCUAGAAGUGCCUGGUCCAUCUGAAGCGUCUAGAAGAAUUUCUGAUUACAUGACGUGUGAGAGCACAAAAACCAGCUCACCCCUGGUGAUUGAAGAAGAUGUGCGUGUAAAAGUGGAAAGGUUGAGUGAUGAAGAAGUACAUGAGGAAGUAUCUCAGCCUGUUAGUGCAUCCCAAAGUUCUCUGAGUGACCAGCAGACAGUCCCUGGAAGUGAACAAGUUCAGGAGGAUCUUUUGAUCAGUCCGCAGUCAUCUUCUAUAGGUUCAAUAGAUGAAGGUGUCACUGAAGGAUUACCAACGCUCCAAAGCACUUCUGGUGGGAAUAUCCAUGUGGAAGACGAUGACCGACUGGAGAAUGUCCUACCUUACCAGCUCUACAUUGCUCCUACAACCAGUAGCACAGAGAGACCUAGCCCAAAUGGUCCUGACAGACCUUUUCAAUGUCCAACUUGCGGUGUUCGAUUCACCCGUAUUCAGAACUUAAAACAGCACAUGCUCAUCCACUCAGGCAUUAAACCAUUUCAGUGCGACCGUGGGAAAAAGUUCACCCGGGCUUACUCGCUAAAGAUGCAUCGCCUGAAGCACGAAGGUAAACGCUGUUGGUGCCAGAUAUGUAGUGCCACUUUCACUUCCUUCGGGGAAUAUAAACACCACAUGCGGGUUUCCCGGCACAUUAUCCGCAAGCCUCGGAUUUACGAGUGCAAAACAUGUGGCGCCAUGUUCACCAACUCUGGAAAUUUAAUCGUUCAUCUGAGGAGUCUGAACCAUGAAGCGUCAGAGCUAGCAAACUACUUCCAGAGCAGUGACUUCCUAGUACCAGACUACUUAAACCAAGAACAUGAAGAGACUCUUGGCCAGUACGAGCUAGGAGAGCAUGGAUUCGAAAGGCAGCUCUUCUGUUCAAUGCCGGAUUCGCAGGUCUCCUCGACGCAGAAUUGCGAGAGCACUUUCCCACUGGGGCCUCUGGGGGGUGUUAGAAAGGAAGAAGACUUGCCAGAGCAGCCAAAAACCAUCUCAAGCGCCGAGGCCGGCCGAGAGGACUCCAAAGGCGGGCUCUCGUCUAUCACUAUCGAAUAAGUCAAAAGUUUGGUUUGUUGUUUUUGUUUUUUUGUCUUUUUGGAAAGUGCCUGUGUUUGGUCUUGUACAUUUUAAUUUAAUUUUCA